UGUUAUCAGGUAGUCAACAGUUAAGGAACGCAAGGCUGAGUAUUUUCAAAAUUAUGAGUUACUAAAAAUUAUCGAAUAAAGUAUGGAAAAAAUCACCAAAACUACCCCGGAACUGCCAACACUCGAGGCCAUGUUUACUUCAUACGCUAAGUAUCGACCGGCGCUGAACUCAUUUCAAGGUGAUGGUCAACGGAUACUGCUGUCACAAAGCGAUGCGUGGAUGCAACAAGCACAACUGAUAGGAAAGGAUCAUUUGUUCACCCUCACCGAAACAGGGGUAACAUUUUUCACGUUCAGCAAAUCUACGCUGGAUUUCGAUGAGUUUCAAACGUUUUUGGAAAAACUAUGUGACGGCAAGAAUGUUAACCCAGAGGAAGUUAAGCACAUGUUGGUUACUUGUGGCCCUCCAGGAAUGCUGUCCUGACAUCUAAAAAAACACACAUUGAUUGCGUACCUGAAUCAUGUCAUUGGAGAUGCAUUUGGUUAAAUGUUACUAAAUUUCUAUGGUAAUUGUGUUAAACAAUUUUUAUCUAUGGGAACAUGUUCUUGAACCUUUUCGAUCUAAACAGUCUUUGAAUGUUUCAAGAAAAUUCAUCAUCAUCAAUUAAUCUACAUCGGAGUUGACGGCAACAACUAAAAAAAUCAACUGACAUGCUGGCAAUUUCUUAUGCAUUUUAUUGAAUUGAAUAUGUCGUCUACUCAUUUGGACUGACACUAACAGCAACUAUUUCGUUCAAACUAACAACUGUCGUUCAUCUGCUUAUG
Malaya genurostris is the source of this 765-nucleotide messenger RNA. RefSeq lists its product as uncharacterized. NCBI's taxonomy places the organism in Eukaryota, Metazoa, Arthropoda, Insecta, Diptera, Culicidae. Gene Ontology annotation, biological process: microtubule polymerization. Gene Ontology annotation, molecular function: tubulin binding. The coding region runs from base 83 to 424 and encodes 113 amino acids. The record is from RefSeq and is a predicted model, not a curated record. The transcript is spliced from 2 exons.